AUGGAGGUCUGCCACUUCACCCGCAGCCCAGCCUGGGAAGAACUGGAGCCGGAGAAAGGAGCUGCGUCCGCGGCGGGCUUCCAUACCCAUGUGGUGGGCACCAGCCCUGGUUCUGGAGCAGCGGACGAGUCGUCAGACAGCGAUGCGGAGCAGGAAGGCCCCCAGAAACUCAUCCGUAAAGUGUCCACUUCGGGACAAAUUAGAAGCAAGACAAGUAUAAAAGAGGGAUUGUUGCUGAAACAGACCAGCUCCUUCCAGAGGUGGAAAAAGCGUUAUUUCAAAUUGAGAGGACGAACUCUUUACUACGCCAAAGACGCUAAGUCGCUGAUCUUUGAUGAGGUGGACUUGUCCGACGCCAGUGUUGCUGAGUCCAGCACUAAGAAUGUUAACAACAGCUUCACAGUGAUCACUCCAUUCCGUAGGCUCAUCCUCUGCGCUGAAAACAGGAAAGAGAUGGAGGACUGGAUCAGUUCACUCAAGUCCGUCCAGUCCAGGGAACACUAUGAGACUGCGCAGUUCAAUGUGGAGCAUUUCUCAGGGAUGCACAACUGGUAUGCCUGCUCCCAUGCACGGCCCACCUUCUGCAACGUCUGCAAAGACAGCUUAUCAGGGGUGACAUCUCAUGGCCUCUCCUGCGAAGUGUGCAAAUUUAAAGCCCACAAGCGCUGUGCUGUCCGAGCCAUUAACAACUGUAAGUGGACAACACUGGCAUCUAUAGGAAAGGAUAUUAUUGAGGAUGAAGAUGGGAUUGCAAUGCCCCAUCAGUGGCUGGAGGGGAACCUGCCUGUGAGUGCCAAGUGUGCAGUGUGUGACAAGACGUGUGGCAGCGUGCUGAGGCUGCAGGACUGGCGCUGUCUCUGGUGCAAAGCUAUGGUGCACACGGCGUGCAUGGACCUAUAUCCUCGCAAAUGUCCCUUGGGUCAGUGCAAAGUCUCCAUCAUCCCCCCCACGGCUCUCAACAGCAUCGACUCAGACGGAUUCUGGAAAGCGACGUGUCCCCCGUCAUGUGCCAGUCCACUCCUGGUGUUUGUAAACUCGAAAAGUGGAGAUAAUCAAGGGGUGAAGUUCUUGCGACGUUUCAAGCAGCUCCUGAACCCUGCCCAAGUCUUUGACCUGGUGAACGGUGGGCCUCAUCUAGGUUUACGUCUAUUUCAAAAGUUUGACAACUUUCGGAUCCUGGUGUGUGGGGGGGACGGCAGUGUGGGCUGGGUCCUGUCUGAGAUUGAUAAACUUAACCUUCACAAACAGUGCCAGCUGGGGGUGCUGCCUCUGGGAACAGGCAAUGAUUUGGCCAGAGUGCUGGGCUGGGGUCCGUCAUGUGAUGAUGAUACGCAAUUGCCUCAAAUCCUAGAAAAGUUGGAACGAGCCAGUACAAAAAUGUUGGACCGCUGGAGCAUCAUGACAUACGAGAUCAAGAUGCCGCCUAAACAUAGUUGCCCCACCACGCCUGAGGGGGGCGACAACUACCAGCUCACCUCGCACUCUCUCUUGCAGUUUCACAUUUCAGCUUAUGAAGACUCAGUGGCAGCCCAUCUUACCAAGAUCCUGAACUCUGAUCAGCACUCUGUGGUCAUCUCCUCUGCCAAGAUCUUGUGUGAAACAGUGAAGGAUUUCGUUGCCAAAGUGGGAAAGGUCUACGAGAAGAGCAGUGAGAAUGUAGACGAGUGCGACAGCAUGUCUCUCAAAUGUGCCAUCCUAAAUGAGAAGCUGGACUCCCUGCUCCAGACGCUGCAGAGUGAGUGCCACGCUCUGCCCUCGCUGCCCCACUCCACACCCCCCAUUGUAGAGGAGGAGCCGGAGGACGAGGACGAGGAGCCCAGUGAGGAGAGCCUGACGGAGCUGAAGGAGAAACUUGAGCUGGCAGAGACUGAGAAGGGGGGCGCCACUCCCCCACAUCAGAUGUUCAAGAGCCGGGAGCAGAUGAUGCUCCGAGCCAACAGUUUGAAGAAAGCGGUGCGGCAGAUCAUUGAGCAAGCUGAGAGAGUGGUGGAUGAGCAGAACGCCCACACAGAGGACACAGAGCUGACGUCACCACUGGAGUUCAGAAAAGAUGGUGAUGAGGAGAACCGUGACAGUGAGAAGGAUGAAGAUACCAAGGAGCUGGAGCUGUUGCCAUCUUCCAGGAGUCCAUGUUCCCCAACAGAGCGCAAAGUAAGCCGGAGCACUCAGUCUUACCAGUCCUUCACCAUCACCCCUUUCACCACCAGCAAGGAGAACCUGCCAGUACUAAACACUCGCAUCAUCUGUCCAGGCCUGCGCGCUGGUCUCGCUGCCUCCAUUGCCGGGAGCUCCAUCAUUAGUAAGAUGCUCUUGGCGAACAUCGACCCAUUCGGCGCCACACCCUUUAUAGACCCUGACCUUGACUCACUAGAGGGGUACAUGGAAAAGUGUGUUAUGAACAACUACUUUGGUAUCGGUUUGGAUGCCAAGAUUUCCUUAGAGUUCAAUAAUAAGCGAGAAGAACACCCAGAAAAGUGCAGGAGUCGUACAAAGAACAUGAUGUGGUAUGGCGUGUUGGGCACAAAGGAGCUUCUCCAGAGAACCUACAAAAAUCUGGAGCAGAAAGUUCAAUUAGAGUGUGAUGGUCAGUACAUCCCUCUGCCGAGCCUCCAGGGCAUCGCAGUGUUAAACAUUCCUAGUUACGCUGGAGGGACCAACUUUUGGGGAGGCACCAAAGAGGACGAUAUCUUCUGUGCACCAUCUUUUGAUGAUAAAAUCCUUGAAGUUGUGGCUGUGUUUGGAAGCAUGCAGAUGGCAGUGUCCAGAGUGAUCAAACUUCAACACCAUCGCAUUGCACAGUGUCGGACAGUGAAGAUCACCAUCCUGGGAGACGAGGGGGUUCCCAUUCAGGUGGACGGAGAGGCUUGGAUUCAGCCUCCAGGUGUCAUCAAAAUCCAGCACAAGAACCGGGCUCAAAUGCUCACCAGAGAUCGGGCGUUUGAAAACACGCUGAAGUCCUGGGAGGAUAAAUUGAAGUAUGAUAAGGCGCCUUUGAGACCUCACCUCUAUCCACAACAGUCUGUGGAUCUGGCAACAGAAGAGGAGGCAGGACUGGUGCAGCUGUGUGCCCGAGCUACAGAGGAGCUUAUCACAAGAAUAUGUGAGGCCGCCCAAACCAAUGGACUUUUGGAACAGGAACUGGCCCAUGCUGUAAAUGCUGCAUCUCACGCCAUUAACAAAACUCACCCCAAGUUUCCAGAGAGCCUAACCAGAAAUACAGCAAUAGAGGUGGCCAGCACUGUGAAGGCCCUCUACAAUGAGACUGAAUCUCUUCUUGUGGGACGAGUUUCUCUGCAACUGGAGCCACCGGACGAGGAGCAGUUGUCAAAUGCCCUGCAGAGUGUGGAACUUGAAAUGGGGAAACUAGGAGAAAUUACUUGGCUCUACCACAUCCUUCAGCCCAAUGACGAAGAGGACCACUCUCUGGGUUACGGCAAGAGGAACAGUCGCUCCAGCAUGUUUCGAAUAGUGCCCAAAUUCAAGAAGGAGAAGGCUGCCAAAAAGACCAGCCCUCAGUCAGUGGAGAGAUGGAGCACAGAGGAGGUUGGCAUCUGGCUGGAGCAGCUGAGCCUGGGAGAGUACAGAGAAACCUUCAUUCGCCACGACAUCCGCGGGUCAGAGCUGCUGCAUCUGGAAAGGCGGGACCUAAAGGACCUGGGGAUAUCGAAAGUGGGUCAUAUGAAGAGAAUUCUGCAGGGAACUAAAGACCUGGCCAAGACCUCCAUGAUCGACCUGUAA
This is a messenger RNA of Knipowitschia caucasica, 3738 nucleotides long. The record is from the annotation of a GenBank genome assembly. Lineage: Eukaryota; Metazoa; Chordata; Actinopteri; Gobiiformes; Gobiidae.